Messenger RNA from Punica granatum (pomegranate), 2010 nucleotides. Lineage: Eukaryota; Viridiplantae; Streptophyta; Magnoliopsida; Myrtales; Lythraceae. The record is from RefSeq and is a predicted model, not a curated record.
UUUGGCUGCCCGGCACCGGUAACUACUCUCCUGUCUCUUUUCCUGGGUAAACAACCAAAGCUUCUUUCGGGUCUCUUUCAUUGACCCACAUAUAAAUCAUGAAGCUGCUUUAGACCAUAAUAGUUUGUUUGCGGACAUAGAAGAAUUGCUUUACAAAUGCGACCAAUGGCAUACUCCCUGACCCAGAACUACCUUGCAGCUAUCACCAUCAUCGUCGUCACGCUAUCUUUACCCCACAAUUCAGUUGCAGAUUGGCGAAACCAUGGAGCUGACAUAUCCAACACGAGGAGUGCCGAGGAUUGGCAGAUCAACCGAAACACUGUCUCGGGUCUGAGUUUAAGAUGGAAGUUCUUUGCUGGAAAAGACAUAUCUGCUACCCCUGCUGUAGCCGAUGGGGCCGUCUACUUCCCUUCAUGGAACGGUUUCUUGUACGCCGUGAAUGCAUUCACUGGCGAUUUGUUCUGGCGUCAGAACCUCAGUGAGAUUACUGGGCUUCAAGGCACUGGAUUAACAGUGAACGUGACAGUCUCAAGAUCGACCCCGACAGUUGCGGGUAACCUCCUCAUUGUCCCGAUUUAUGGACCUGCAGUUGUGAUUGCUGUGACUCGAUGGAUUGGGAGACUGGUUUGGUUAACUAUGAUUGAUCCUCGUCCAAUAACGGUGAUAACUACCUCUGGAACCGCUUUUAGGGGUGCAUUCUAUGUCGGAGUAUCAUCACUGGAGGAGACGCUACCACCUAGUGAAUGCUGCAAUUUUCGGGGAAGUUUGGUGAGGUUGGACAUCAGCUCGGGCGCAAUUCAAUGGCAGACCUAUACGGUCCCUGAAAAUGGAGGCAAACUGGGCGGCUAUUCUGGAGGCGCCAUAUGGGGUAGCAGCCCUGCCAUAGACCCAAGACGACAGCUGGUCUACGUAGCCACGGGAAACCUCUACACGGCCCCUCCUAAUGUCACAGAAUGCCAAGAGAGGCAGAACAACGAGACGACAACACCAGCUAGUCCCGAUCAAUGCAUUGGGCCUGAUGUCAACUUCAAUUCCAUCAUUGCAUUCGAUAUACGUUCAGGGAGGAUCAGGUGGGCUAGGCAGCUUGGCGGAUACGAUGUUUGGUACUUCGCCUGCUUAGUCCCAAACAACCCAGAUUGCCCUCCUGGGCCAAACUUGGACGCUGACUUUGGCGAGGCUCCUAUGCUGCUCAGCAUAUCAUAUAAUGGGAGAAGACGGGAUGUUGCAGUGGCUGUGCAAAAGAGCGGGUAUGCUUGGGCUCUGGACAGGGAUAAUGGUGAUAUCGUUUGGUUCAGAUUGGCCGGACCAGGAGGUGAGGAAGGAGGAGGGCAGUGGGGUGCGGCCACGGACGGAAGGAGGGUGUAUACCAACAUAGUCAACAGCAACAGGGUGAGCUUCAAGCUAGCCCCCUCGAACCAGACCAGCACUGCAGGUGCCUGGGUGGCCCUGGACACUAACUCCGGGGAAAUCCUAUGGACCACAGCAAAUCCUGGCAACGAUACCACCCAAGCACCGGUCUCAGUGGCCAAUGAUGUGGUCUUUGUGGGGUCAGUGGCUCCGAACGGCCCCAUAUAUGCGAUGGACGCGAGGACUGGGAAAAUAUUGUGGUCAUAUAAUACGGGGGCUACCGUGUAUGGAGGCAUAUCGGUGAGCUACGGGUGCAUAUAUGUUGGGAAUGGAUACACCGUGAGCUUAGGUGCAGCAUUUCACCCAACUUGGACCCCGGGAACCUCCGUCUUUGCCUUUUGCUUGGGUUGAGAUUGAUUUAUGUCUCGGUUACCCAACUAUAAUUUGAUCUUAUAUGUGAACGGAACCUGUGGAGGGAUAUAUAAAAAUCUAAGAACAACUAUUCACCCUAAAACAAAAUCUAAGAACAACUUAAUUAAAUUUCAAGAAUCCGUUGAACUUGGGAUAGUUUCUGAUCACCUUCAGUGACCUGUAGCUCAAGAUAUAUGCCAAAAUCAGUCACAUAUGUGGCCGCUAAUGGUCCAUUUCGAACGGUUUCUUUGA